CCGUGAAAGAAAUCAUGAGACCGACAUUGUUUUGUCCACUUUUUACGUAGAGCUAUUCAAUCGCCAUCUAUUGAGAUUAUCGGAAAUUAAGUUCCAACAGACGGGAUGAGGGGUGAAUUGUGUAGCCUAUUGUGCAGACUGUGCUGGCUCUGUCAGAAUUGCAGAUAAUGUAAAAUUAAAAUAAGUUUCCAAAUGUGGCCAUCCUUAUAUUAAUGCCAUAAUGAGUUCUUUACAACAGUCGAGUCGCUUUAUACCAUUCACGAAUAGUGCUCAGCGGUCACAACUACUUCCUGGACAAGGAACUUUCCCACAAAGCCUCAGUGGAAGUGAGACAGAUGUUUCUACAUCUAAUGAGAACCUAAGCCAUGAAGAAAGAUAUGUAAUCAAGCACACAGCACGACAAGAGCCACAAGGGCAGGAGAAUCUUAGCUCAAACAGAAGCAGUUUAGAUGUAUCGUCGUCUUCCUAUAAUACUCUCAUCAUCCAUGGAGCUGGCGAUGAGAGCUGGACUGGCCGGUUAUCGGGUAUUCGAGAUAUGCAAGAUGGAAAUGGUCAGAACUACUUGUCAUCUCAUUCCUACAGUGCAUCACCGACUGUGGAAACAAACAAGAAAAUGGGAUCUCAUUCCCAUUCUCCUUCUCCUUCACUCUCAUUGGGCAGCAACAAAGAAGGUCGCAUCUAUGAUCCCAGUGUUCGUGAGAUAACUGAUAUUCCUGAUGAUUACUUGAGUCAAUCACAGGUUUUAAAACACCUUGCAAAAGAAGUGAAGGUUGUUCCAUGUGGCACAGAGGGAAGUAAUGGAAUUAGAGAAUCUGCUGCAGGCGAUGACGAGGAAGAGGAGGAAGAAAGUAAAAGAGGGGAUUCUUGUGACAGACCAGAACGAUUAUCUGCAGGCAGAGAACUUACACCACGACCUCCACCAGAAUAUCCAAAAUGGCUUGACUCCCCUGUGUCAUAUAGGUUAAGAGGUACUGGUGCUGGUCCCACAGGAACCCUUGCUGAUAAGAUCAACCUCUCAAGAUCCCAGCCAGAUCUUUCUCGCAUUGGUGGCAGCAAAAUUGGGAGUCCCAGGCCAAAAACAAAUGGACGUGAGGAUGUGAGGAGGGAUGUUUGGCCACCAGCGGAAAUGGUUGAAAUCCUGAUCCAAGAAAAUAGCUCGCUAAAAUUAGAACUUGAAACUUGCUAUCAAAAAGUGGCAAAAUCACAGAAGUUGGAGCAAGAGAUAGCCAAGGUACACAGAGCACAUGAGGAACUAGUCCAGGGUUCAGAGCGUCGUGAGCGACUAGAGCGUGCUGCUCGCACUAAGCUGCAGACAGAAGUGCGGCGGCUUCAAGAAGCAAACCGUGCUCUUAGAGAACAGGCUGAAUUACUGUCUGCACAGCUUCUAACAGGGCCCCGAGUGUCAGUAGCAGCUGCUGCAGAGCACUCUGCCGAUUCACGUCUUAGAGAAGAACUCAAUCGACGGGAAAUACUAGUUGCCCAACUUAUCACACAGAACAAAGAGCUUGCUGCAGCAAAGGAGCGCCAGGAAAUUGAAUUAGCUGCUCAGAGAGCUACGUUGCAAGAGCAGAGAACACACAUUGAUAUUCUGGAUACUGCUCUCACAAAUGCACAGGCAAAUGUAGUGAGAUUGGAAGAAGAGUGUCGAAAAAAGCAAGUUUAUGUUGAACGAGUGGCUCAGUUGCAGCGUGCACUAUCGUCACUUCAGUUAGCAAGUGAGCGUCGAGAGCAGACUGAACGAAAACUGAGGCAGCAGCUGGAGCAAGAGUUGCGUUCAGAGCGUGGUGGUGGUGGUGAAGGAGCAGGGUCUGGAAAUGGAGCUGAUAACAAGUCAGGAGAAUCUGCCGGUAAUGGAGCACCAUCGAGUAGCGAAGUAAUUGCUGAACUAAAACGACAACUGAGAGAGCGUGAUGAUCGAUUAGUACGGCUUGAAGGUGAAGUGGCCAAAUGGGAACAGCGAUAUCUGGAAGAGAGUGCGCUUCGCCAAGCUGCAAUAGAUGCUGCUAGUAUUCCCAAGGAUGCAAAAAUAGCUGCCCUUGAGAAAACAAGCCAGGAAACUGAAAAAUUGAUUGCUGAAGCAAGAUCUGAAAAGAUACGUCACAUGGAUGAAGUCCAUGCAGCUCAGAAAAAAGUAGCUGAUCUAGAGUCCAGGUUAAAGGACCUAGAAUCAAAGCUUGCAGAACGUGAUGCGAUGAUCAGGGUGCUACAGAAACACACAUAUGAUAAAGAUGUGUCUAGUUUUCCGAGCAUGCUGGUAUGUUCACCUCAUCACACCCCUCAUCCCAGUCUACAUGGCAAUUCUGAUCUUGGUGUUUUGGGAACUUCAGUUUCCAGAGAGGAACUCGACCCUGUGUCUACAACCAGUGUUUUCUCCACUGUCAGUGGAGCAAGCUGUAGUACUGGCAUCAGUUCGUACACAGGGAGCUGUAGUGACUCUGCUGGUAGCAAGCUGAGCUCUUACCAUCGCCCUCUGACUUCGAGUUAUGCUGCAACUCGUACAAAGUACGGCAGUGUUGCAGCAAACAAGAGUUUUGAUGAAACAAACAAGUCACUUGAUGACCAGCUUAAAGAGUUAGAUUCUCAGCUGGAUUCUCAACUCCUCAGUAAGAGAGGUCUUUGCUGUUUUCCAGGAUUCUCUAAUACAGGCACUACGCCGCGAAAAGGAAAAUUACCCAAGCCAUUAUUGGCGGGUGUAGGGCGAACAGGUUCACCCCACCAUUUGUUUGAGCCAUCAGGGUUCCUGCAGGGCUUGGUGCCCACACGCUACGAGCAGGGUCGUCCUGAAGAGAUCCUUCUGUUAGAGAAGCAAGGACGCAGCUCACAGCAGCAGCGUGCAGCCAGCCUUCCUCCAACAUCUCUGCCACGACCACCUCGCAGGCCACCAGCUGGCAGUGGUGCGGGGUAUGGUCGCCUCGGAGAUGGAAGUGCUAGUGGCAGUGAGAGCCAUGGACCUGUCCCACCAUCACCACCUCCGGCUCCAGCUGCUACGCCACCACCAUCAGCAUCACACCGCUCUGGCAUCCCGCGCAAACUCGGUGGAUAUGGGCGUCUCGCUGAAGGAUCUGUAGAAACACCUUCUCGCCAGAGGAAAUCGUCAAUUCCCUGUUCAGUGUCGGGAACUGUAAGCCGUUCAGUUCAUUCUAAUGGCCAACCAAGUAGUUCAGGUGUAGCUGGAGCAGAAGGUGCCAAGCUGCGACUCUUUACAGGACCUCGAUCACGUCGUAGUUCAUCUGUAGCGAAGCCUGCUUCUACAGAUAGCAGCAAUGCUAGCAGUAAGUCGGUUGCUAGUACUGGUAAGUACAGAAUUCAGUUCUAACAAAUGUCUUCCAUUUGCCGGUGAUUGCUCCAUACUGAUUUAAAACUAAGAUAGAUGUGUUUAAUGAUUUCAAUGUUUCUUCAGUGAGACUUGUUAGUGUUCUUCCUCAAUCACUGAGCAGAGCUGUGUUUCAGUUAUCUCUGUGGUUUGUAAUCCAUGGAAGAAUGAGCUUUAUAAAACAUCACAUACAGAUUCCUGUUAUAGUGCCUUUUAACUGUUUGUAAUGAGUAAUGUUAACUACUGUUUUAAUAUGUGAAGAAAGUUAAUGACAUAAAAAUGAACCCAAAAGCAGUAUGGUCAGAAUGCAAUAGGAGUCACACUCUGUUUACUUCUCCCAUUUUUUUUAUCCCCCCCCCCCCCUCCAUGAAAGUGUGUUCGCAGAAUAAAGUUAGUUUUAUGUAGCAGACCCUACCUCAAAGUUUUCUGCUUUUAGCAAUUUAAUUUGUGUAUUCAAGUAACUUGCUAGUACCACAAUUCUAGUCUCAUUAUUUAGUCUGAUGUAUCAUAGCUUUUGACACACUUGUAAGGUGCUCUUUGCCAUGAAUUAAUGUUUUAUGUGCCUUGUGUAUAUAAGUAUUCAUAUAGUGAAGACAGAUUUUCUUUUUUUUUUUUUUUUCUUCUUGUCAAGUAUGUUUAAAAAUGUGAUAGAAUUCUAGGAAAUUGCCGUAUCUUAAUAGUAUUUACUGUGCCUUCAAAUAAUAGUCUUCCUUAUAACAUCAGAAUCAACAGUGCGCUUUAAAAUACCACAGACAGAAUAACCUUUUUAGUACUCUGUAGUGCAAGGAAACAAAUUUUGACUCAAAUUUUAUGCAUAUUGAUUGUGGUUUCUCUGUCACAGUUUCUCACAAAAAUUCAGAUAGUUGUAAAUAAAUUUAGCUACCAUUUGUCAUAUAGUAAUCAGUGGUGGCCAUUGCUGUUGCUUCAGAUAUAGUCUACAAAGUGCUCGUGUAUGUUUCCUCUCAGAAAUAUACAGAGAAGAAUGGGAAACUGUACCAUUUCACUAGCUGUCUUGCUAUUUGCACUAUUUUUGUGACGCUGCCAUUUUUCUAGGUAUGUGAAAAUGGUUUUGAUAUGUUAAACAUACACAAUUUUUAAGAUUAUAUUAUUUUCUCUGUGAAGUUGUCAGCAAUCAGAAAUUUAUUAUCUUAUUUUAUCUAUUCUUUUAUUGACUGUACUAUGCAUUUCAUAGGAAUGUCUUGCUGUGGCUGGGAAAAAAAUGCAGGUUUCAUUCUGUAAGCAGGAUGACAUUAGACACCAAAUCAGUAAUUACUAUUCUGCAAGUAGAGGGAACAUAGCAUUCACCAAAAAAGAGCUUGAUGAGCUGCAAGAAAUGCUUGUAAUGUGGCAUUGUUAGAAUCAGUGUUACUCAGUUAGUCAAUGAUAUCCUUGUGUAAUAACAACAGUAAGUGAAAAAUAACACAACAAUGGGAAAGUGAAUUGAAUUUGGCUUUUAGAGGACAAUAUAGUUUGGCAGCUACAGUAAAUCACAUUAUUUCUUCACAGUCAAGAUACAUAGAUCAGACACUCAUUUUUCACCCACAUCCAAACACCAGUAUUGGUUGCCUGUUUUUGCCAUGUUGUUUGGUCAAAAAUAUCAUGUUCCCAGGCAGUUAUGGUUGUUACUUCUAGUUUCACCAGCACUAGGCAAGACAUCCCUUCUAGUUUUAAGUGCCUGUUAGUAAUGUGUUCCUGUUAGUAUCCUGAAGAACAUGAGGCUCAUAUACAAAUGUAAAUUGUUGAAAUUUUUUAGAUACUGAAAUAUUUUUGUAAUUCUCUUAAGUGUCUAUAACGAGCAGCAGGGAAAAUCAUUUUCCUGUUUCAGAAAUAAUUUACUUUUGUGGGAAAACUUGUUACAUGUGUGUGUUUGUAUUGACGGCUUUUUGCAAUAUAUACACUGUUUAUUAUUUACAAAUAUUGUGAUAAACUCUGCAGUACUGAAAAAGAUAUUAAUUUUGUAAUAAAGAAAUGGCAA
Molecule: messenger RNA, 5288 nt
Organism: Schistocerca americana (American grasshopper)
Lineage: Eukaryota; Metazoa; Arthropoda; Insecta; Orthoptera; Acrididae
Product: angiomotin-like 2a
Exons: 13
Coding region: 221-3316 (1031 amino acids)
Biological process (GO): regulation of cell migration; actin cytoskeleton organization
Cellular component (GO): plasma membrane; bicellular tight junction; cytoplasmic vesicle
Source: RefSeq, a predicted model, not a curated record